AUGAAAUAUAAACAUUUAGUACCUGCAACAGAAUCAUGUUCACCUCCUUUGUUAACUGUUAAUUCAGUAGCAGUAGAUCCUUUAUUAGAAAUUCCUGCUAACGCAUUAGCCCAAAAAAGAGCAGCAGAUAAAAUCAAGAUUGCUGAAAAAAAACUUCAAGAAUUUGAGAAAAUUUACAAUAUGACUACUGAUAUUCAAGUCUCAAACUCAAUUGCUGCAAAAGCAUACCACCAUCCAGCACAAGUUGCAGUCACUGGGGUUUCAUGUAUUGAAACGUAUAAACAUCUCUAUAGUUACUACUGUCUUGUAUUAGUAAAAUGUAUGAAGCAAUUUGCUAGCACUUUUGAUAACAUGUCAGUUAUUGUCUCUCAAGACAACAAGGUGAAAAUAGGUCUUGGAGUACCUGCAGAUUUAGACAAAAAUUAA
Messenger RNA from Cetraspora pellucida, 426 nucleotides. The record is from the annotation of a GenBank genome assembly. Lineage: Eukaryota; Fungi; Glomeromycota; Glomeromycetes; Diversisporales; Gigasporaceae.